AUGGAAGCUGUAUCUCCGUUGCUUACUUUAAAAAGAAAAAGCAUUGGCACUAAUGAAAACGACGAUGAUAGUGCAGGAUACAACUCUGACUUAGAGUCACCUCGCAAAAAUACUGAAACAAGAACAACACCUCCAUCUUUUUUUGCUCAUAAUAAAAAUUCAGGAACUACUAAUGGUCUAAUUGGUUUUGACGAUGUAUCAACUUCAAAUGUGAAGUUGUUGGUAGAAGAGCUUCCUGAUAUCUCCGACACUAGAACAUUUAAAGACGCGUUGAUUAAAGCAUCUAAUAUUCCAGACAACGAUGGUGCUUUUAUGUACUAUCUAUUAUCUAGCAGAAUUAAUUCUGAAGAAGACAGUCUGAUGAUUGCAGCAUAUGAUAAUCAGAUUUUGCCGAAGAUUAACCCACAGAAAACCAACUGUGUACUUUACGUUCCAUUUGAUGCACUAUUGCAAGACUCCUCAUCCAACGCUUUUGAACAAAAUUUAUCUGAAACAGAAUGGUAUCGUGCACUUACAACACGAAAAAGCUCUGAUUCUGGCGUUUUUUCUAUGCUCAUACCUAUCGAUCAAAACGAUCAUUUAUCUGUUAUUUGGAUUUUAUUAGACCCAGCUAGCCAGUCUUACAAGAUUUAUCGCAAAGAUUCUAGCUACAUACAGGUAAAAAAUGGUGAUAAUAAAACACAUGAUUUGCCAUCACUAUUUCCUGAAGUAUUGGAAAAAAGAGAGAAAAUAGUGAAGAGCUUCAGUGCUUUAACAAAACUGCUUCGCGAGGCUGUCAAGGAUCUAUUUGCGAUGAAUGACAUGCUAAGUGAAUGGGAGGCUUUACCAGGAUAUAUACCAACUAGCACUGAGUAUCGAUAUACGGCAAGUAUUUUAGACAUGUACGAUAUUUGUAUUUCUCAUAUCGACAUUCAAAGUUCAGUCAAGACAUUUCUUUCGGAAGAGUAUCAAAAUACUCAGCAGUUGGACGAAGAAGCGUUGCAAUCAGAGAAAGUAUCAAUGUUGAGGGUGUUUUCUCAGGAAUAUGGAAGGUUCUACAAACUUAAAAUUAGACAAGAUGGAACUAUUAAUAACCAAUCGUUUCAAGAUGACAAAAAGUUUUAUUUCAGUAGGAAUUUGUUUGAGGAAUUUCAAUCGGUUUAUGAAAUUUUUUCAGUACAUUUUCUCUUACAUGAGGUUUUUAAUUCCGAGAUUUCUCUGCAUGGGAAAGUGAAUGAUGCAUUUUUACCAUUUUUAAACUUCUGGUUCCCAACUUUACUUGAAGAAUACAAUAAGCUCAGCAAUCAUGAAGCAAAUUUAUGGGUCCCGUACUUUUCCAGUGUUUAUUCUCGCAAAAUUGGCUCUUACAAUGAUCAGCUUCCACCUGAAUUUGAAAAGCGACACACUCAAUAUCCUCCAUUGUCACUUUUGAGGCCGACGAAUUUAUUUUUGCCGCAAGAAAUGUUAAAUUUUUGCCAAAAGUAUUGUACCUUUGAAUCUGAUGACGAUUUAAAAACACUGUACUCACCAAAUAGUCCAUAUUCCAAACCUAGUAAGGAAAUGAUCUAUGCUUUUCGAGAGGUUUUGAAAAAAAUAAUUCGAGGACUUGGGCUGGAUUCAGCUCUGUCGCCUCUCAAGCUACAAAUAGAAGAGCCAACAUUGACUCUUGAGGAGUUUAUUGAUUCCAUGCAUUAUGAUACUCUUGAAAGUGUCGUUAGAAGAUAUAAACGUUCCUUGGUGAUGGCAUAUAUUCAAAGCACUCGUAAUAUUAGCAUCACUAAACCUCUUGAUGAAGGAGAAGGAGAAGAGGACCAUCAAUCCAAAAAGUCCAUCAAGUGGCCCAAAAGCCCAGUUUUGGUUUAUUAUUCAGGGGGUUCGGUAAAGAAUAAACGAGAAAAUAUGCGAUUUAAGUUGGUUUUGAACCCAAAAGAAUUGUUCCAGAGCAUUAUUUUGGAUUGUCAGACUCCCCCUAUUGGCAAAACAGCACCCUUAGAGCCAUGGGUUAAUGAUAAUGAAAGUGAUUCAAUGUAUUAUAAUCAGCACUUGUUAACAGGGCAUGUGUCGAAAAGUUUGUAUGAAAGUACUUACAGAAACAAUAGUUUUAUCGUCAAGGUGAUUAGAACCUGUUAUGUCAAGAGCAACCAUAAUACCACCAAUAAUGGUGUAGUAAUAACCUUCCCUCAUCUUAAACGGGCGAAAAGAAGAAAGGUAGAAGCAGUUGACAGGGUGACGAGAAGCAGUAGAGCUCAAGCAGAAACAACAAAAGAAGAUGAAGAUAAGGAUAAAAAUGGAGACGAAGAAGAUGAUAUUGUUUUGGUCGAUGAAGUUAUUGAAAAGAGUAACUCAGAAAGCGAGGAAAGCUCUAGCAGCAACAACAACAGCAGUAUAGAUGAAAGUGAUAAUGUUGAUUUGCAUGAGAUAAGUGAUACUGAAGAGGAAACAGUUCAGCCUAAUGAAGAUUUUAAAUCUAAAGUGAUGGGAUUGACGGUAUCAGCUGGGAAAUCUAUAACUCAAAUUGGCACACAACCAGCUACUAAGGCUGUUACCCAGUCUUUCACUAAGGCUGUAACGCAGUCAGUAGCCAAGGCUAUCACCAAGUCUGUUACUAGGCCUAUUAAUAAUUCUGCUGGUCAGCCUGUUGUGCACUCUGCCACACAGUUUCCUAACAAGGUUGCAAAGAAAACUAUUUACAGAUCGCCUCCGAAAGAACCGCUUAGCUCAAGCUCUAUUUCUGUAAAGACUUCUUCUCAGAACGGUUUACAAAAGGGUUAUAAUUUUAAAAAGGAAUCUAUUAAGCAUAAACCAAAAGGCCGCCCAAGAAUUAAAAAACUUAAGGAACCAUCACCGCCACUGUCGUUACCAGAAAGUGAUGAAGAGGAGGAGGAGGAGGAUGAUGAUGAUGAAGACGAUGAUGAAGACGAUGAGAUGAAGUCUAUUGAGGAUGAUGGCUCAGUGAUUGUUGUUGAUGAUUUUUUAAGUCCCCAAACCUCAAAACGAAUGAAUCGGAAUAGUUCAUCGUCUAUUGAAGAUCUUGUUGAAGUUGAAUAA
Molecule: messenger RNA, 3027 nt
Organism: Magnusiomyces paraingens
Lineage: Eukaryota; Fungi; Ascomycota; Dipodascomycetes; Dipodascales; Dipodascaceae
Exons: 1
Coding region: 1-3027 (1008 amino acids)
Source: RefSeq, a predicted model, not a curated record